This is a messenger RNA of Penaeus indicus, 5990 nucleotides long. RefSeq names its product mediator of RNA polymerase II transcription subunit 13-like. Gene Ontology annotation, biological process: ubiquitin-dependent protein catabolic process via the multivesicular body sorting pathway. Gene Ontology annotation, cellular component: ESCRT I complex. NCBI's taxonomy places the organism in Eukaryota, Metazoa, Arthropoda, Malacostraca, Decapoda, Penaeidae. The transcript has 6 exons. The coding region runs from base 166 to 2439 and encodes 757 amino acids. The record is from RefSeq and is a predicted model, not a curated record. Gene Ontology annotation, molecular function: ubiquitin binding.
UACCUUUAUAAUAACUCCUACCACAUCACAAUGACACUGACUUGACCCCGGAGUUCCCAAGCAAAACAUGGCUGAUUGUCAAAAGAUGUGAAGGGGAAUUGUCACUUUAAUUUGUACAUAACUGACUUUUAGUGUUACUUAGAAUAGUUUUACACAAGGUUCACCAUGUCUACUGACCCGGCUGCCUUUGUGGCCGGCGUCCCCGUCAAGAUUAGUGAGAGAUUCCGCCCGCCGAGAAGAAUUACAAUCCCUGCAUCCUGUCAGUACCAGAUCAACCCUGACCUUCUAACACAAGAUUAUGACUUUGCUAUAGAAAAGACAACACUGAAGUGGGUUCAGGAGAGAGUAAGUAGAAGAGAAAAAGAGGAAAAUGAAAGGAAGGACAGAAUAGCUGAAUAUGAGAAGAAAAAGGCAGAAAGAAAGGCCAAGGAGGAGGAAGAGAAAUUGCGCAAAGAAAAAGAGGAAGAGGAACGACAAAGAAUACUAAAGGAAGAGGAGGAGAAGAAGAGAAAAGAGGAAGAGGAAAGGAGAUUGGAGGAGGAGGAGAAGAAGAAGAAGACAGAAGAGGAAGAGCAAAAUCAAGAACAAUCAGAUGAAGCGGAAGGGGAAAAUCUCGACGAAAACACCAACACUGUAGAGCCAGAGGAAAACGGAAAUGAAAGCCCAAAUGAGACACCGCCAGGCAUGCAGGAGAAUGCAAAUAAUGAUCAGCAACAAUCACAACAGCAGCAGCAACAGCAACAACAACAACAGCAGCAACAACAGCAGCAACAACAGCAACAGCAGCAGCAACAGCAGCAGCAACAGCAGCAGCAGCAGCAAACAAAUAUUCACCAGCUACAGCCAGGUUUAGUGAAGUCGGGCAUGGGAACCAACUUUUAUCGAAAUGAUGCACUUUACAAUGCAAAUCCCUCAUUUGAAUCUGAUACGAGCAUGGCAUAUCCAGGUAUGUUGCAACCCACUCCUAUACCUUCUCAGAAGAACAAUCUUAGGUCACCUCUCAAAACUCCUGCAGAUAUUAACUUUGCAGAGUUUGAAGGUGAGGGUAAUGAUCCCUUUGACAGUGCUGCACUGAAAUCAAUCAAUGACAUGGAGGAGCUGGCAAAGGUCCUUGAUUCCACCAAUAUGGGGACUGGGUCACAGUCAUUGGAGCGAAACACAGUUUCAAAACAAAAUUCUUCCGAAGAUAAAAGAACCAUUCCUACAACAUAUCCUAAUGGCCAGGUGGCUUACAAUGCCUAUGGCCAGUACCCAUAUUAUUUGCAGCAACAGUUACAUCACACUGUGCCUCAGCCAGGGCAAAAUUUUGGGCAGUACGCAGGUCAUUUAGGAAAGAAUUCUCCGGUAACGUCUGCUGCAUCACCGGUGCCUUCUUACAAUAAUAGUCACCAGUAUGGGGGAGGACCUGACAGGUCAUUCCAAAAUACUUAUUACCCACAGCAGUGGAACAAUAGUUAUAGUGCUGGUAGUCCUAAUAAAGGUGCUCCAUUUGGUCCAUAUGAUUAUCGCCUGCAAGCCAACAAUAGUGUUCCAAGCACAUCACAGGGUGUGCUAAGUCCAAGUAACAUUACUGGGACUGUGACUGCAGCACCCACAGUGCCAGUGUCUAUGAGUAGUGGUCUGUCAAAUAGCUCUACAAUAGAAAGAGGAACAGUUGGCAAAAGGCAAGACCUUGAAGAUUUCUACACUCGAUACUAUUCUCCAAACAAAUCAACAGUGACUCAGGUCCAGCAGUCUGGUGUCAGGUCUGGGGACUCAACACCAAGCCAUAGCAGUAGUUCUGGUGCUUUAGGGUCAACCACAGGGUCGUUACGGUCCUGUCGAAGUGUUCCAGAUUUGAGUGCUGCUGAGGAUUCUGAAGUCACGUCUUACAGUAAUAGGGUUCCAUCAGUAGGGGAAGGUCGAGGAUUUUCACACACACCUCCACCACGACCCUCAAGCACAGGACUCAGUGGGUUGGAGGACUGGAAGCCACUUCCUGACCUUCCAAGUACGCCUGAGACCUCUCCUGCUCAGCAUUCCUAUCAGCCUGGACUCUCACAGACGACGGCAGGAUCCCAUCAGUACACGCCAACAAAGACACGUCUCCCAGAUCCCUUCAUUGAGCUAACAGCUGAUGCCCAGGCUUUAGUACAGAGUAUGGCAGAGAUGGGUUUUCCACGACCAAGGGUUGCCAGAGCUGUUCAGAAACUGGGCACUGAUCAUAAGAAGCUUAUUGAGGUUCUUCUGGUAUUGCAAAAUCUCCAGGACGCUGGAGAAGAUGAAUACAAGGCAGAACGUGCUUUUUACCACUAUAUGGGGGACUUGCAAAAAACGAAAGACCAUUUGGCAGCAGCAAAGCAGCUGUGUGAUCUAGGUUUUGAGGAUGAAAGAAUAGUUGAUGCUCUCUUAAAACAUGAUAACGACAGAGACAAGGCCCUGGAAGAGCUCAUAGCCUAGAGUCCACCAGUGUCUUCCUUUUAUAUACCACAUUGUGAUGAGGUCAGCUGAGUUUUACUAGCCAUAUUGUGUGUGCAAGUGUAGAGAAUGUAAGAUUUUGAGCCACAGAUUAGGUUUAUGAUAAUCCUAAUGUUUUUGGUCAUUGUCUUUAUGAAGAAGCCUUUUUCAAGAACAUGGUUGUUCACUAUCAAUGUUAGAAUGUUUCUAAUAUAUUUUUUAGAAAUAACUUUCUUUUCUUCUUUUUUUUUUCAAAGAAAAAAAGUUAAAGAGUAGUAUUUUGUAAUCUCAAAAUCAUACGAUUGAAUCACUACCCAUUCAUAGCUAAAGAACACUUGAUAAUGUGAUACAAAAGUUACAAGACCGAAGUAUCCUUCUAAACUUAUUGUUUAUAAGUGUUUCUCUCAAAAUUUGAUCCAAAGACUGCCAGAUCUUGAAGACUGGAAAGAACUAGAAUGAUCAUGUGUAAACCAUCAUACCGUCUGUUGGGAUUUAUGAUGGACUACAUGCAGUUAAUAACUAACCAAAGAAAAGGGAAGGAUAUCCAUGAAGAUGGCUUGAUAAAGUAUCUGUCCCUUAGGUUACAAAGUAAUCAUCUAUCACAAAUUUGUUUUAUUGUAAAUCCUCAAAAAAAAUUAUUUGAAUGUAUAAGAACCUUGUGAAGAAGUAAUGUACAAGUGGGAACCACAUGCAUCUGGAAGUUGAUGUUUUAUAGGGUCGUAGCAGAAAAAUAUUCAGAUUUCUAUCCAAUUAUCAAGGUUAAAUAAUGUUCCUAGCAUUUUGUGACUUACCUUGAUUUAACUGAUAUUAUGAAAAAUAACAAGUAGAUUUUCCUUCCAUGGAAGUUUACAUCAUGGAGGAUCUCAUCUUACAAUUAGGUACCGAUGACUUGCUUCCACAUAUUCUUUGUCCAAGAAAGUAUUACAGUAGGACAAGCCUGAGAACUGGUUGAGAAGAGUUUGAAUGCAAUAUCAAAAAUAUCCAUAAUCUAACACCAUAAGGGUACAUUGCUAGAAAAGCAUGAAGCAAAACGGCAAGUGAUUGAUUUAUGCAUUGCCUGGCAGCCUUUGAAUAUGGUUGGGAGUGCUGAUUAUAUGUUAAAGGGAUCUUCUAAUCUAAAAUGUUGGAUUGUAUAGUUAGUAAGGAUGGACUGGAAUCAAGAUAUGUGCCAUUACUAGAAUGUAAAAUACAUGAUAUUGGAAAAGGAAUAAUGGUUGCACAUUGGACACCAUUUUGGGGAAAAAAAGAAGCAAACAGUUUGUUAGAGACGGAGAGAGUAAGAAAUAGGAAGCCAGAGCUGUACGUUUAUGUUUGUGUUUGUGCGCAUAUGCAUAUGUGUGUAUGUUUCACUUUUUCUAGGACUUGUCACAAACAGUGCGGGUAAUUUGUGUGUAGGGUAAGUAUUAUACAUAAUAACUGCUUGAAAUGUAGUUUCCACUCCUAUUUCUUGUAUUAAGAAAUGGGAGUGAUGAUGAGAAGGUUCCAGUAAGAUUAUGAAGUAUGAAUUAGUCAAGGACAUGGUAUCUUGUAACUUCUAACACUUGUCAUGUCAUCAGCUGGAGAAUGCUUGUAGCAUUAACAUGUUUGUAUUUGUUCUUAGAAGUAAAAAGAUUAAAUGAUAAAUCACAUGGUCAUUCAGUCUCUUUUUUGAAUAAAUGAAAUAGAGGUUGAUUUAGAAUCUUUUCCACACUCAUCUUUUUUAUCGUCUUGCAGCUGUGAUAGAUCCCCCACCCCACCCCAGAAACCAAGUUUCAACCAAAAAUUACAAAAAAAAAUAUAUAUAUAUAAAUGAUUUGAGAUGCAAUAUUCUGGUUAAGACUGAAAAGUUAGGUUGAUAGAAUGUCAAGACAAAGAUUUUUUUUCAAAAAUAGCUAUCAUAUUCCUGUUCUUCAUAUGUUAAAAGUGUCCUCCACCUACCUUCUUGAAGUUUCAUUUAUCAGAUACAGUGUCUGGAAAUGUGAAAUAUUCUACUAUUCCCUUUUUCACUUUCUUUAGAGAAAAGGUUACUUGGUUAUCCAUUGCAGAGUGCAGUUGAGAUCACUUCAUGUUCACCAUCAUCAUUGUGCCAUGUAAUAAAGAAAACAGUAACACUAAUCUACAGAUUUAAUUAUCCUAAAGUCUUGUGUGCUUAUAUAUUAGCAUAGAAUCUUGGUAUUUCUUCCCUUCCAUAUUUCAGCUCAAAAAUAUUCUUUAACCCAUUGGCAGCAGUUACAUGUACUGUCUAAAGUGGUUUUGUUUUAUUGAUUUUGUUAAUACUCAGGUGGCAUCACAGGUGCUUAUUCACCAAGAAGUUACCAUCUGAAAGCCUACCUGGUCUUAUCUGUUUAGACUCAUUCCUUGAAUUCUCAUUAACCCAAUGCUGAUGAGUGAAAAAAAUCCCUGAGAAUUUUAAACUCUGGAGAUUUCUGGCAGCGUGCAGACACUGGGUGUGGGAGUCCACUACAUCAAGCCGAAUGUCCUGCUUGUAUGCGCUGGCGUGUCGCCGCACAUAAGACAUAACCCACAGACCGAGCUGUUUGUCAUGACGUUAGUGGGUGUGGCGCGUCUGCAUUGGGUUAACCCAUUGCCGCUGGGGAAAAUGAAUAAAAAAUGGUGAAAAUGCUGUGCUCAUUUUUAUAUUAUUUUGUGAAAUGUCUCUACACAUAGAUGGCUCUGCUGUACCUGAUUUCACCUUUCCUUGAAUUGGCAGGAAAAUGUAUUUUUUACAAGUGCUCUGAAUAUCGAUGGUUUUAUUUAUAUUAUAAACAUUAUAAUUACUAUGAUUUUAUAAACAUUAGUAAUAGCAAAAUAAGAUAACGUAAAAUAUUUUGGAAAAUUAAAGAAAAGGGUGAACAGGCGUGACGAGCAGUACUCGUAACUGGUUCAUUGGUGACUUAGUACAAGUAUAGCCAUCUAUAUGUAAAAACAAUUAAACAAGUAAACUCACAGUGGGCAUGACAUGGCAUGCCCGUCGGCAAUGGGUUAAGAAUGCUUAUAUUUCUAUUGUGACUUUCAUUACUAAUUUUAUUAUUUUUGUUAUCAGUAUGGUUAUAUGAAAACUUUUCUUUCUCAUGAUUCAAGGAAUGGGGCAUAUGGGGAUUGUCAGGAAGUGAUGAUUAACCCCUGGAGUACCACUUGUCACGAUCAUAACAUUUCACAUAAUGUGCAGGCAUUACUGUUUGUCACAACCUUGCAAAACCUGCUCUAAACCGGCAAGCUUUUUUCAUACUCAAUUUGGCAAGUUUUCCUCCAGUUACACCCAUGAUAUCACCUUGUAGGCCCUCCACUCCCAAAGCCAAUCAUAUGGUUGCAUUUUCCUGCCUGAGUUUUCUUGUAAAUGGAAUGUAGUUGGUGUGAAUUAGUUUUCCUACUGUACAGGAUAUUUCAUUCAGCCAAGCCUCUAUCAUUUCCUCUCCCACCAUUUUCCCUUCCCCCAUUCUCCAAACCACAGCACAUCACAGUUGUUUCAUGGUAUAUCAUGUUUUUUUUUUACUGUACAAUCUUCUAGAUGCUUACAAAUACAUCUAAACACAUAUUCUAUUGUUUUCUAUGAUAUGAAUAUAAUUUUAUUGUCC